Leptinotarsa decemlineata (Colorado potato beetle) is the source of this 9428-nucleotide messenger RNA. RefSeq lists its product as uncharacterized. The record is from RefSeq and is a predicted model, not a curated record. NCBI's taxonomy places the organism in Eukaryota, Metazoa, Arthropoda, Insecta, Coleoptera, Chrysomelidae.
GCUGUGGUGACGUGGAGAUGAUUUGACUUUUGACAUUUAUGAUAUAUGUCAUAAUAAACUUUUUUUAGAUUGGUUCGUUGAAUUCAUGAUUAUCUAAAUAUUGCUAUUUUCCGCAUACAUAUUUUCAAAAUCAGUUUUAGGUGACGAAGGUAAUAUGUGGAAGGAGCCUGAUCCCGACCCUGGGGGCGAUCGCCCUUAUGCUGCUCAAACUUCUAGAGAAUUAACAGAAUUGAAAGAUCAGAAUGAACAGCAACAACUAAUGAUAUCACAACUCAAGGAAAUGCUUCGCAAAGAACAGAGCAGUGUUCCCCAAGAAAAAGUUGAUGAAUAUAUAAAUACUCUUAGUAAGGUAAAAGCCAAAAGAACUAGAUUGAAGAAAGAUGAGUCAGGAACUAGGGAAAAACAUAGCAGUACUGUGGAUAUUAACAAAAGUGAAAAAGUCAACUUGCUGAAACAACAGAUGGAAGAAAACAAAGCCAAAUUGGCUGAAAGAGGAUUGAGAGAGAAAGGCAUCGAAGAAAUGGUUACCAUACUAAAAGCUCAGUUCGAUGAUUCCCAACAACUUAUUGAUUCCACUCCAGGCUUGUUAGAUUAUGAUAAAAAUUUGGAAUAUAAUAAAAAUACUAGUCAAGAGGAACUAUACAAUAUUUUACUCGUCAAGGAAAAAAAAAUUACAGAUUUAAUGGAAAAAACUCGAAAACAGGAAGGUUCGAUACUUGAUUUGGAGGAAAAUUUAAAAGAAAAGGAUUCUGUAUUAGAAGCUCGCACAAAAGCUAUAACACUCAUGAGUGAUAGUUUGAGUAGAAAGAGCAAAGAAUCACUGGAUGCACUAGAUGAAACAAGGGAACAGAUGAAAAAAAUGCAAGAGGAUUUCAUUAAGUUAGAGAAUGAAAUGAAGGAGAGACAGAUGAAAUUACUAGGUGACUUGAAAUUAAAAAACUUACAAAUUACCGAAUUGCAAGAAAACAAUGAACAACUAGUGAAGGAAAAAAAUGAAUAUCUAAAGCAUAGUAAUAAUUCUGAAAAACUAGAAGACGAUAACUACGAGAAUCUUAUUGCUACUUUGCAACACAAACUAGACCAAACUACCUCAAGCAAUAAUCAAUAUAUUGAAAAAAUUGCAGAUUUGGAGAAAAAAUUGGAAGACAGCUUAUCUGACAUUAAUAGAUUCAAAAGUGCGGGAAUUUCAAUGGAAACAGUGGAAAGUAAUGAUAAUGAAGUUGCAAAAUUAAAAAAACAGCUAGACGAAAGUAACAAAAAUAUGAUUAAAAUAAAGGCACAAAGUAAAAGCAAAAUCAAAGAAUUGAAUAAAAAAAUUGAUGCAUUCAAAAAAAUUAGUGAUGCCAAUGCUCUGGUCGUACAAUUACAGAAUGAAAUUACUAAACUAAACGAGAAAAUUGCAGAACUAGAAGAAGAGAAAGGCAAUAUGCAGUUGAAAAUGGUCGAUUCAACUGAUUCUAUUAAAGUUGUACUUUCAGAAGAUAGAAAAUCAGAAGAAAAUACAGCAAUACAGGAGGAACUGGAUAGGAACUUGAAAGAUCUUGAGGAAAAAGAUAAAAUUAUAUCAUUGCUAGAAACAGAGAUUAUAUCUUUGAAAGAAGAGAUGAAGAGUCUCAACGAGAAAAUGGCAGACUUCUCACAUCUAAAGAAUGUACAAGUAACAACAGAAAUCCAGUCCAUACAGAUCGAAGAACAACUAGAUAAAUUGGAAAGUGAAAAUAAAGAACUUCAAAGGGUAAUAGAGGAACUGAUGAAUGAGAAACAUGGGCUGAUGGAAAAAAUUGAAGAUGUAACUAAAGAGAAACAAGAACUUAAUGCCAAGCUAGAUAAUUAUAUCCAGGAAAAUAUGGACUUGAUAGACAAACUAGAAAAGUUGAGUGCAGAAAAGGUCUCAUCAGCAGAAAGCAUUGAAAUUGUUGAAGGUCUUACUCAACAAGAGAAACUUGAGCUUGCAGCCUAUCAACAAACUAUAGGGGGUCACUCAUAUGAAUCUAUCAAAGGUCCAGAGGAUGAUAACAGUGAUCAUCCUCCAGAACUCAACGAGAGUGUAUUGCAGUUGAAUGAAGAUUCUACAGAACUCUUAAGGAAAAUUGAAAUGUUUAACAUGGAAAGAAAAGAAGUUAUGCUGAAACUAGAAGCUCUUAAAGAUGAAAAUAACAGUCUCUCUUUGAAAUUGAAUGAAGUAGAAAAUAAUAGGGAUAUUCUUGUUGAAACCUACGAGCAGUUACAAAAUGAGAAAGAAGAAAUUCAGAAAGAAAAUGAAAAAUUGAAAGAAGGAAUCAAGCAUUCGGAGCCAGUGGUAGGUGGAAAUGAUAGUAAAGAAGAUUCUUCCACAAUCAUCAAAUUUCAAGAGUUGCAAAGUCACUAUGAAGAAAUAUUGAAAGAAAAUGAAAAUCUUAAACAAAAGCUUAAAGAACUUGACUUUGAGAUCCAAGAAAAGGAUAACCUAGAAUCGAAACUAUCGGAAUCUAAAACCAAAAUCGAAGAACUCGAAACGAACGUCAAGCUGAAUCUUGAAGAAAUUAACAACUAUCAAACAAUCAUUGAAGAUAACAAAGUUGAGCUAAUUAAUUCUGCCAGUAUUAUUAACGAACUCCAAAUCAACUUGAACGAAAAAGAACAUGACAUUAGAGAACUGAACAUUCUUAUGAAUGACCUAAAUAAAGUAGUGAGUGACUUACAGAAAGAGAAUGAAAAAUUAACGAAUUUUGAAAUCAUGGAUAAACAAGUCAACGAAUUAAAAACUGCUCUUAAUGAGCAAAUGGAACUUUUUGGUGCAAAAGAACAACAGUAUAAAGAGGAGAUUGCCGAUUUAGAAAGCAGACUCUCGGAUAUGAAUCAUCAGUUGUUGCAAACUGUAGAAGUUGAGAAAAAAAAUGAAGAAAUGAAAAUGAUGUUGCAUAAGCAGAUGGAAAAAGAUGAAAUCAUCAAAACUCUCAAAAUCCAGAUGCAAGAGGAAGACAAAAGAAUCAGCGGGAUCAUUGAAGAGAUGAAAGAAAAAUAUACUAGACUCCAAAAUCAGUUAGAUGGCAACAACGAUUCUCUGGAGAAGAAAGUUGAAGAACUGUCAUUGAAGAAUAAAGAGCAGCUCGAAAAAAUGAAAAAAAUUGCUGCAAAUUUAAAGAGAAAGUCACAAGCAUAUUCCGAACUGGAAGAGAAAUAUUUUGAAGAAAAAGAGAAAUGGGAAACUGAAAUUAACAAAAAAGAAAGUGAUGUUAGUGACAGAAUGAGCAGCCUGGUAGUGCAAGUAAACAAUCUUUCUGAAGAAUUGAACAAGAAAACAAAACAUCUGGAAGAAUCUGAAUUCAGACUGAAAGAAUUUUCUGAUAUUAUUGAUAAUCUGGAGCAACAAAAAAGUGAUUUGCAAAAUUCUUUGUUGGAAAUGAAGCACAAACAAGAUAAAAUUUCUGAAGUGAGCUUAAAGCAAGAAUUGUCCUCCAGUUUGCACGCGGAAUUUGACAAUCUCCAUAGUAGCAACGCAUCAACAAAUGAAGACAAAAUCAAAGAGCUGGAACUCAUUAUCGAAACAAAUGAUUCUGACAUAUUACACUUUAAGGAACGAGUGCAUAAACUCGAAGAAGAUAUUUCUCGUCUUCUUAUAGAAAAAGAAAAUCUUGAAAAACAAUCCUCAGCACUAGAAGAGAAAGUGCUCCUUUCUUCCAAAACAAUAGAGGAAAGACUACAGGUAGGGGAACAGUUGAGCAAGAAACUGUCAGAAGUUGAGGAAAACAAUUCAAUUUUAGUAAAGAAACUAGAAGAAAGUGAAGAAGAAAAUAAAAUUGUGAAUAAUAAAUUCAAAGAACAAGAGGAGCUGAUAAAUAGACUGAAAGUCAAGUUGAAGAAAGCACAUGAAAAAGUAACUCAGUUAAAAGCUACUCAGUCUUCAAUAGAAGAGCAAGAAAAUGUUAAUGCUGAAUUGAAAAAACAAAUGGCUCACCUGGAGGGUUUGGUGAAACAUGCUCAUGAGGAAAAAGAAGAAAUGCUGAGCAAAAAUCAAAGAGAUUAUGAGAAAAUCGAAUCUGAUUAUCAAUCUCAGUUAGAAGAGUUAGGAACUUGCAAGAAUGAAAUAACUGUUGAGUGUGAAAAACUGAAGGAAUUGUUGAAGAAUAUGCAGGAGAAAGAAGAAGAGUUGAUAUCUGAGUUGGCAGAAUAUAAACAAAAGUUGCAAGACAUGGAAGGUGAAUAUGAAACAAAGAUACUUCAACUGACAGAAGACUUGAAAGCAGCCAAUAACAAUGUGGCUAAUAGACUUGAAGAAAUUAAUGAGUUGAAACACCAACUGGAUGAUACUCAAAAGCAAAUAUUCUCUCAAACCGCAAAAAAUGUGGUAGAUGGUGUUGUUACUGAAGCUACAGAACGAGUUUUCAUAAUCAACUCCAAAGAAACCCAAACCGAGAUUCAUGAAACAGUACUGGUAAAUGCUUUUCAUGAAAAAGAAUCUGAAAUGGUUCCUACUUUCCAUUGGCCCAAAACCCAAGAGUUUACUCAAACUCAGAAUUGUUUUAGCAAUGUUGAAAAUCUACAUGGAAAUACUAACAUUUCAGAAAAUACGUACAUACAGCAACCUAUGGAAGUAACAAAACAAGAUCUGGAAAAUAAGAUAAAAGCCCUAGAAGUUCUGUUGUACAAUGUGGAUAAAGAGAAAGAAGAAAUAUUGAGCCAAUGUUCAGGAAUGCUCAACGAACUUACUCGCUUGGUGUAUGAAAAAGUAAAUGCACCCCAUUCAGAUGUCUCUCAACUUCAUUCAGAUACAAAGAUAAAUGUUCCUUCGGAAUUGGAGGCUCAGAUUUUAUCUCCGGAAGACCUUUUGGAGACUGCCAAUGAUAAAAAGACACUUCAACAAAUUGAAUUUGAAAAGUGUUCUCCUUCUUUAGGCCAACAAAAGGAAGCUGUAGUAGAAGAAGUUUCACAACCAAAGAAGGCUUAUCUUACUUACCAGGUUGGAACUGAAGCAUUUGGGGAAAAUGAUGACGGAUGGGGCUGGGGCCCCGAAGAAGCCAAGCUUGAGGAAGAACACCAACAUCAAGCUGAGAGCACUCCUCAUGUACAAGCUCUGAGAAUUGAAAUCACUCGUUUAAAUGAAAAAUUGCAAGUUUUUCAAGUAGAAAGGGAAAAUCACUUGGAGGAAAUUAAACAACUCCAGGUCAAAUCUGGCAAACUGAUAAAGAAGUGCAAAGAACUGAAACAAAAAAAUGAUCUUUUGCUUACUCAAAAACCUAAGAAGACAGAUAAUUCGGAUUUCUUUGAUUUAGAGCAAACCAUUCAGGAAGAACUCAAAUCGCAAAUAGCAUCUUUGGAGAAAAAGAUAAAAGAAAUACAUGGUGACUUGGAAAAGGAGAAGACAGAAAAAAAUCAUAUGAUGAAACGUAUUGACGUACUCUCAUCUGCGAAUGAAAAAAUGGUGGAAAUGAAAGAAAUGCAAGAUGCUGAAGUGCUUCGAUGGAAAAGGAAAUAUGAAGACAUCGAGGAAAAGCUUCGAGAACAAGAAUGGACCAGUGACGGAUUCAUUAAAGGAACUAUGGAUAAACAAUCAGCAGAUGAUGACAAUAGCAGUCAGAAUUGUGAAGAAUUACAGCAGAUGAUAAAAGAAUUAUCACUGGAUAAUGAAGAACUUCAAUCUUUACUGAACGAGCAACGACAGUUGAGAAUUGAAGCAGAGAAAAAUAAAAAUUUCACCAGAACUGAUGAAGAAUUCAUAAAAUUGUCUAUGGAAUUUGAGGAUAAACUGAAAAAUUUGCAAAAGGAGUUUUCUGAUAAAUGUCUUGGAUUUAAUAAAACCAUUGCCGAAAAAGAAAAAAUGCUUGAAGAGCUUCUUGGUGAAUUGAAAUCAAAGAAAGAUAUCAUUCAGAGUAUGGAAAAAACUUUUGAAAAACUAAAUGAGACCAACGAUAGUUUGAGAAUAUCUCUUGAAGAAAACAUUGCAUCAGCAAAACAGGACCAGAAUUUGCAGAUGUCAAUACAUCAGAAACAAUUAGAAGAGAAUAUUGGUCAGCUGAAGGAUUUACUUGAUGAAAAAGCGGCAGCUGCAACCAAAAUCCAAAGUUCUCAUGAUGAAAUCCUGUCGUUGAAUAAAUUGCUUCAGGAACAAGUAGAAUACCUCACAAAUGAACUGGAAAAUAUCAAACAGAGAUAUUGUGAACUUGAGACAACUAGUUCAGAUAGCCUUGAAAAGUUGCAAAAUGAGUUGGAAUCUCAGAAACUGAGCAAUAGUAGACAUGUGAAUCCAAAUGAAGUAAAUCCUGAUGUUCAACAAUUAACUAAUAACACUGCCAAUACCCUACUGGAAUUGUUUGAAAACUUUAGUAAAGCAAAUGAAGAUUACUCAAGUUUGAAGAUACAGUAUGAAGAAGCUGUGAACUUGAAUGAAUGUAAAAGUGACAAAAUUCAUGAAUUGCUGCAAGAGCUGAUGGAUUUGAAGAGAGAAUAUAGUGAAGUCCAGAAUACUACUUCGAAGAAUAUCUCAGAUCUGCAGAAUGAUUUGGAGGAACAAAAGAUAAAGUUUGACCUGAUGCAAACUGAAAAGACAUUCGAAAUUAAUGAAUUGACAAAACAGUUGAUGGAAGAAAAACAAAAGAACAAUGAAAAAUGUCUUGAACAGCCUUCAGAAGAUUUGGUUCAGCAAGUAAAUGAUUUAGAAGGAUUAUUAGCUAUCAAAGAAGAAAAAAUAAAAGAUUUGGAGAGAGUUGUUGGCGAUCUUCACAAACAAAGGGAAAUACUUGACGAAGAAAUAAAACAGUUGAAGAAUGAUUUGAAUGAGAAACAAAAGGAAUUGGACAAUGUUGUGGCUGAAAUGGAGGAGAAAUUUUCGAAAACUAUGUCUGAGUUGGAACAGAAAUGGGAAGUGCAAGUUGAUGAAAGAGGAAAUACAGUUGCUGAGAGUUGGAAGUAUCAUUUGAAUAUGGUUGAAUCGGAGUUUGCUGCAGUUCAAGAACGGCUUAAUAAUGAAAUAAAUGAACUGGAACAGAAGUGCAACGCACUUGUUAAUGAAAAUAAUGAGUUGAGAAAGAAUGUAGAUACAGAAAUUAAAAAUGAAGUUGACCGAACUUCUGCUAUGCAACAACAAAUCAACGAUAGUCAACAAGCUAUAAAGGAAUUGACAGAAAGACUCGGCGAAGAGCAAAUUGCGAAAGUUUCUUUGAGCAGCCAAGUGUCAAAUUUGGAACAUGAAAGAAUAAGCCUUAAAAAUUUGCUGGCUGAAAAGGAUGUUGAGUUAUCAAGUCUCAAACUAAUAAUCGAGACAACUCAGAAGCAAUUUGAUGAGAAGAGAGAAGUCAUAGAGGAGAUUGUGAAAACUCUCGAGAGAAAUACAUCUUGGCCUUUAUCAUGUGAAAAAGAAGAGGUGCUGAAUGAACUCCAAAGGCAGUUGAGUACAGUUAAUGAAAGAGAUAAAGAAAUAAGCACGUUGAAAGAACAUAUUUCCAAACUACAGUCCAAUUCCGAUGCUUUAAAUGAUAAAGAUAAAGAAAUUGUGAAGUUGAAUGAUAUGGUUAGUGAAUUAGAAAAUCAGAUAGUUCAAUUGAAAGAAAAAAAUCAAGAUAUACUUAAAGAGAAUCAGAAUAUUGAGCAAAUGCAGAAACAGUUAGGUGUGCUUCAAGAGAAAGAAGAGGAAAUGCUGAGGAUACAUAAAAUUUUAGAAGACUAUAAGAUUCGAUGUAAUAAUAAUCAAGAAGAACUUAAUAAAUUACAAUAUGAGAAAAAUGAAGCAUUCAAAACACUAGAGACAUAUAAACAGAACUUGGAAGAACUCAAACUCCAUAACGACUCUUUACAAAGUUCUAUUGAAGAAAAGAAUCAGCAGAUUGAAAAGUUGAAACAUCUACCAGAAAAUCUUGAACAUGCUGAGGAAGAAAAACAAAAAAUUGAAAUGGAAGUGUCCCAGUUCAGGCAAGAUUAUUAUGUACUUCAACAGUCUCUUUCAGAAUGUCAGCAGCAGUUGUUCCAAGCUACCCAAGAAUUGGCUAACAAAGCUUAUGAACUUGAAAAUCUUAAUCAGCAAUUGGCCUAUUCACAGAGAAAUUCAGAAAUUCUAGAUGAAGAAUUGAAUACAUUGAAAAAGCUUUCAGAUGCCAAACAACGAGAGUACAUGCAAUCAAUAGAGGAGGUGAAACAAAACCGAAUUAGUGAUUUGGAAAAUCACUAUCGAGAAAUAUUGUCCUCAAAAGAAAUGGACAUUCAAACCAUCAGAUCACAACUCAAUGAAUCUCUUUUGAACCUACAGGAAGUGAACGAAAAAUUCAACCGUGAAUUAGCAACAAGAGAUGAGUCACAGAAACAGUUACAGAAAAAAAUCGUUGAGCAAAAUUCUUUGUUAGAAGAAGAGAACAAUCAGCUGUCGGAAAUGAGAGGUAUUAUCGAGCAGCAGGUGAUCAAAAUUGAGCAGUUGAAAGAAGAGCUGUUCCAAAAGUGCAAUGAUUACGACAGUCUCAUUGCUGAAAUGGAUAUCAACAGGAAAACAAUUACACAACAACCAACGCUGAAUGAGAAUCCAGGUACCUCUACGGCGACUACAAGGUCAAUUGCAGAAGAAGAUUUAUCGGAUCCUGUUAGUCGAGCCGAAUUAGAUUUAGCUCUCUAUAUGCUACAUCAAAGGGAUGUUCGCUGUGAAGAGCUUAUGGUUGAAUUAGCACUAAUUUUAGAAGAAAGAGAUACUCUGCAGUUGAGAUUAUCUAAUGCUUUGAGAGAAAAUGAAGAAACCAGACGCAAAAUUGCGAAAGGUGAAUUAACAGGUACUGAAGAAACUUCAUCAUCCAACCUGGACCCAACCACCUUGCAGAGUAUUCCAUCAGCUGCAUCCUUGAAAGAUUCCGAUCUGGAGUUGUCUUCUGAAGUUCAAGAAAUUCCUAGUAAUCAAGACCUCGCGAACAAAUUACUGGAGCUCAAGAGAGUUGGUUAUAAAAAAGAUAAAACGUUUGUCGAUGAACAGCAGCUGCGCAGGUAUCAACAGAUGUCGAUAAUGCAGCAGCACAUCAAUGAAGCUUCAAAGUUGCCGCCGGAAGCACAAGCCAAACUGGUAGAUGCUAGGUAUACACUGUCUCGAGAUGUCCAAAGUCCUUCCAAAGUUCUGCUCAACUGGCUCUGGGGCAAAAGCACACCUAAAGUAAAUGAGUCAUAGCAGUUACCUACAAGAUGUAUGAAAUUCACAAAGUGAAAUGUGCCUAUUAAAUUUAAUAAGUUACUCUAUACCUUGUAGGGCUUUUCUAAAGUGUACCUUUCUUGUAUAUGUUUCGGUCAGCUUUAUGAUUUGUAAAAGAAACUAACUUCAUAAGAAAUUUAUUUCUUUAUUUCAAAGAGGCAAAUAAUAUAUUUUAUAUUAUUUAGUGUGAUAUGUUGUUUUAAUAUGUAGGGCCCAAUAUGUACAGUUAUCUAAAUUGCAUUUAUUAAUUGUUGUAAAAAGUGAAACAAAGUUAUUAAAUACCUUUUUAGAAAUA